CGCCUUGAUUCUACUGGUUCUUUCGAAGCGAAAUUUCAGUGCCGGCUUUCGAUCCCAGAGACUGGUAGAAUCCAUGGCCUCCUCUAAGCUUCUGAUGCAUAAGCAAUUCAGGAAGAAGAUGGUGGAAUCGGUUGCGGUUCGGGCUCCUCCGAGGCCUUGUUCGAGAAACCCUAUCGAUUCCUCCUCUUGUAAUCACUUAUCCGAUUCUUCGCAGUCUUUGAUUCAAAACUACUCCAAUUUCAAGGCCAGUGGUUUGCCUUCUCGUUUCAUGUUCUAUCAGGAUAGGUUGUGGGUUGAUUUCGAUACUCGAGUGAUUGGAAUAUUGCGAGCGGGUUUCUCCGACCGGAAUCCGGCGAUUGAAUUGGAAAUCGAUGGAUCGACGUAUCUGUUUGAUAUGUAUAGGAUGUUACAGAUUGAUUUGGAAACUGGUAGACAGAGAUCGGUUGCUUGGAUCGAUGAAAAUGGGAAGUGUUUUUUCCCCAAAGUCUUUAUCGGCGAUGAGAGUGAGGGAAAUACUCGGAGUUUGUCGAAUCCGAAAAUUGAAAUUGAGAUUAAGAUUGACGGGAAGUCCGGGAAACGAAAGAGGGAAGCGAUGGAGAUGAAGGAGGAAGAAAAUGAAGUGAGUUCCAGCAAUGAACAUGUGGAAGUGAAGCCAUUGAAAAUACCGCGUGUUGUUGCGAAUGAUUCAGAAGCUCAUGUAUGGCCGAAGGCGAAGGCGCUGAGUGAAGGAGAUAGUGCGUACACGUUGGUAAGCAAUUUCUUUCUCCCUUCGAUGAAAAAGGUUGAUCCCAGUUCAGCAAUCACCUCAAUUCAUCAGUGCACCCGCACUGGGCCAUUGGAAAAAGCUCGCCUCGAUGUGUUUCAGAAGCAGAAUGAGAUUACAACUGCUGCUCGUGGUGUGUCCAAUAUGGUUUAUGCAUGGUAUGGAGCUUCUGCAACAAGUUUGGCGGGAAUUUUGGCUCAUGGAUUUGGGGAGCCUCUUCAGGUGCCUGCCGCCGAUACUCAUGGAAUUGGAGUUUAUUUAUCUCCAUUGGGCUUGCCUCAUUUAUGUUCUACGCUAUCAGAGGCCGAUGAGGAUGGUAUAAAACAUAUGGUUUUAUGUCGAGUAAUAUUGGGUAAUGUUGAAAAGGUUGAAGCAGGAUCUCAGCAAUCCCAUCCUUCGAGUACAGAGUUUGACACUGGUGUGGAUGAUCCAACAUGUCCUAAACGGUAUAUUGUAUGGUGUAGUAAUAUGAACAGACACAUUUUACCAGAGUACAUAGUGAGUUUCAGAUCAAAUUAUCGUUUGCCAGGUAAGUUGGGGGAAUCGACAGAUACGAAGUAUUCCCUCGUGAAAUUACUUUCGAAGAUGAAGAAUUCGCUGCCUACCUCUAAAGUUCAAGAGGUUGCGACAUUGUUUCAGACAUUUAAGGCAGGAAAAUUGGGAAAAGAUGUUCUUGUUAAAAGGCUGCGAUCAAUUGCUGGAGAUGACAUGCUUCUAUCCUUAAUUCGUGAAAUUCGAGAAUGUCAAUGAGGCUAGAAAGCUGGCGACAGAUUGUUGAGACUGGUGUCCAGGCCAGUUCUGGAUGACAGAUCUUUAGCAGAAAUAUUUGCAUUCAGAGGUGGGUUAAUGUUAAGUUCUAUAUAAUUUUGGCACCAUCAAUGAUUUCAUUAUCUCUUUGCUAGUGCUGACCCUGUAUGAUUUGUAUUUUUUAUUGUGAUACUUUGUGUUUCUUACCUGGUAAGGUAGCUGAUGAAGUUGAUUGUGUAUAAGGAACCUUUUGUCAAGGGCAAGAUGAAGAAAAAUUCUUGCUUUGUGAGGGUAGAGCUCUUGGAUUCCUGAAUCUUGUUGUGAAAUUUCUUGCGAAUCUGAUCUUAUGUGCGUGAAAACCAUCCCCCAUUCAUCAAACUGAGUUCUAAUAAAAAUAAAGAUCUUGUCUGAUGAUGUAUCUUCAAACUUUUAUGUAUUUCUAUGCCUUUUAGCAUUGGAUACAGAGAAUUCAUGCUGCAACACGUUGCAAAGGAGGUUUUGUGUUACUUAUCUUACCUUGUUACAAGGUGCCAGGAUUACAGAUGUUUCUCACAGAGUUAACCAUCUUAUCGAUCAAGAGUCGAGCACGAGUCUAGUGACCGAAGAAUUUAGAGAGUGAAUAUUCUUAUUACAUAUUGAAGAUGUUUGUUAUUUAUCAAGUCAAAGAUCUUUAAUCUCUCUGCAUGAUAAAUGUUCAUGUGAUGUGAUCUCUUUCCCCAACUUCACUCUAAUACAGUAUUUCAUUAUUGAUGUGCCAAUGAAAAUGACUCCCAUUUCAACUCAUGCAGUCUCAAGCUGAUGCUCUCUGGGAGUGGGGGGACUCCGAGUUGCCAUUCGUGCUGGCUCGAAACAUGUGUAGAUUCCCCAACAAGCGUGCAUCAUGGAUUGGAGAACGAAGGUACGUUCUUGUUCGUGUAACACGUUUUUAAAACAAACGAUAAAAUUCUAAGAUAUUAUUUAUAAGUUAGCCUCUUUCUUUUACAUCACAAUCAAAUCUUCGACGUAAAAAAGUUACGUCGAAGAGUAUAGGAUGUUCUUAUUAUAUAUUUCUUAUAUGUAAUUCGGGUAUCGAGGCUCAUCCUCACCGAUUUUUUAGGAGACCCGAAAGUUGGCUCUUCUGAAUUUGAAGGGGCCAGAGAUUUGAAUUCUCUUCAUUGAAGCAUUUGGUUCUAACAGAGCACCUAAGAAGUGUUCCAAGAUUCCAGAUGUUCUUGAUAUAUUUGUUUUUCAAUCUCCUCUGCUUUUCUCCUUUCCACAUUCUUACGCAAAAUUAUUCAAGAAUAUGAACCUAUUGGAAAGAAGAGUGGCUUGAUAACGACUUUACUUUAGAGCAGGAUUUGUUCUAGUGCUCGGUCACAUUUUGAAGUAUUUACCUCUACAUUUACUAUUGAAUCCGGUUACAAUCGAGGUUUCUUUGCAAA
This is a messenger RNA of Cucurbita pepo subsp. pepo (vegetable marrow), 2931 nucleotides long. Its product is annotated as putative inactive poly [ADP-ribose] polymerase SRO3. Gene Ontology annotation, molecular function: NAD+ poly-ADP-ribosyltransferase activity. The record is from RefSeq and is a predicted model, not a curated record. NCBI's taxonomy places the organism in Eukaryota, Viridiplantae, Streptophyta, Magnoliopsida, Cucurbitales, Cucurbitaceae.